Alternaria infectoria is the source of this 3111-nucleotide messenger RNA. RefSeq lists its product as uncharacterized. Gene Ontology annotation, molecular function: ATP binding; ATP hydrolysis activity. The transcript is spliced from 2 exons. The record is from RefSeq and is a predicted model, not a curated record. Lineage: Eukaryota; Fungi; Ascomycota; Dothideomycetes; Pleosporales; Pleosporaceae. The coding region runs from base 1 to 3111 and encodes 1036 amino acids.
AUGGAUUCCGCGUCUCCCAUGGCUGUGAACGCAGAGCCGGAACUCAAACAGCCAGCUUUGCAGACCGUACGUCAAGUAUCCGACCCUGUCGAAUGUGAUAAAUCCACGCAAGAAGAGGUCUCGACCAAUGACUCUAGAGAGGGUGAUGCCAUCAUUGCACAUUUGGAACCUGAACACGUGUCGCUCGAUCAAAUCAACCGGAGCAUCGGGGAUCUCACAAGUUCAAUCAACGAGCUAGUCACUUCGAGGGCAACACAGUUACCUACAGCGAAGCCCGAUGGAUCUAAUGUGGAGAUUUCGGAAGGCAAAGACCUAGCCGUUAGAGGUGACGGCGACGCACCCACUGAAGAAGAGCCGAAUGAUGUGGAAUGCCCGGCGAAGAUCAUUCCUCAAGUGCGAAAUUGUGAUUGGGAACAGUUCAAGAACAGACAUGACGGUGGUAAAGACGUUUUCGCUUUGGAGGUACUGAUCACUGGUAAUUCACUUCCACGUCAAAUGGAGGAUGAGGAUGCUAGAAGGCGGCGCAUUCCUGGACGUAUACCUGACCCUCCCCCGCCCCCUGCGGACCCGAUGACGAUCACAAAGCACGGCAUGGCCCAUAGCGAGGUGCGCAGAGGCAGCUGGAUUCGUCAGGUCCGGAUCAAUUCAAGAGCCGUGAUGAAGAUCCUUGGGAAGUUCAGUGAUGCUGACAAAACCUGGGAAGGGAAGCCACACACGUUUAUGCAACCUUUUCGACACCUCCUUCACUUCCAUGAGAAGAUGAAGAAGGAGCUUCGGGUCCUCGAGGCGAAGAUUGCAGGCUCGGCAGUACCAUCAGAAACGAAAAACACUUCGCUGGAUGAGACCAAACUGAUAGUCACGGCGCCUGGUUCCGUUGUCGACGAUGAAGACGCAAACAAUGACAAAGACAAAGAUUCAGACAAUCUGGAAGGAUUGGAUAUGAAGAAAGAAACGCUUGAAGAAGUUCAAUGCUAUGUCGACUUUGUGGAAGAGCACCUGCUACCUCUGCGCCAACAAUUCUUUGAUCCACCCACGCCGGGAGUACCCACUCGAGUACGCUACGAUGAGCUCCCCUAUCUCUUCGAGCCUGGCGAUCUUAUAUACGUCCCAAAGUCUGGUCAACAAGGGCCCAAUGCCAACUCAACCACACAGGAGAUCCGCAGAGUAUUCUCGGUUCACGUCGGCUACAACAAAGAUUUGGAGACCGGCUGCAAUUGCUCCAUUUGCAAGGAAAGCAAGUUCACUUCAUUGCAGUCGUACUACUUGGACUACGACGGCGAGAAAUAUGGUUGUGUCAUUACUCCAGUGACUUUUGAUCCAUUCAAGGACAAGAAGGCGAUUACUGACCUGCCCUGUUACCCUCUUCGAUUCGUCGAUGAUUUGGAAACAAAGCUGAAACACGCCAAGAGUGACGGGGCCAGAUUCGUGGAACACAUCGCUAAACGGUACGGCUUCUAUAACGGAUGGUCGGUCAUCAAGAGCCCUGCCGGGGAUGAUCUUGAAGAUGCCAAAGGGGAGAGAAUCAAGAGCCCAGAGCAUAUCGAGAGCGACGUGUUGGUGGACUUCACCGAAGCUUCCAACGUAUACCCAAAGUGGAAACCUGAGCUGCAAACACGAACGGAAGAGUUGUACUUUCUAGUACAGGUCGCCGAUCAGACUUCGAUCAUGACAUGGAAGGGUCCUGACCGCAAAGACCUUGUGCGAGAAACACCUGACAACACAAUGGAUGACGUUUUGUUAGAGUUCAGAGAGUUCAAUGCUUAUCUCAAGCGCGAUGCUUUUCUGGCGAAGAAGCAUUACCCAGGUCCUCCUACUGGAGAAGAUCUGGUUCUUUUACCACGACGAAUGUUUGCGUAUGCUGUGUGGGAUCGCAAGUUUGUGCAUAUCGACUCUCGCUAUCUUAAGCCUGUGAAGCAGCAAGGCAAAGAGGGCGAAGCGUUCACGGACCUUCAGAUUGAGGACAAGAACAAGCGACUCAUCGAAUCACUCCUGAAAUCGCACUUCCGGAAGAAGAAGGCUGAAUUAGAAGGGACCGAAGUCCUCUCGCAAGACCUCAUUAGAGGAAAAGGCCGAGGCAUUGUAAUCCUCCUUCAUGGUGAACCAGGUGUUGGAAAGACCGCCACAGCGGAGGCCGUUGCCCAGAAGUACGAGAAGCCGCUGUUCCCCAUCACAUGCGGUGACCUCGGCUUUACACCAGAAGGUGUGGAGAAGUCAUUGAAAGAAUUCUUUCGCUUGGCCCAUCUUUGGGAUUGCGUUCUGUUGCUCGAUGAAGCCGAGGUCUUCAUUUCACAAAGAGACAGGAAUGAUCUUCAAAGAAAUGCUUUGGUAUCCGUAUUUUUACGAAUGCUCGAGUAUUACAACGGUGUGUUGUUCCUCACGACCAAUCGAGUUGGAGUUCUUGAUGAGGCAAUAAAGUCUCGAGUUCACCUCCAUCUGCGAUACAAUCAGCUUGACAAACGACAAACAACACAGAUCUUCAAGCACAACAUCAUUCGACUCAAGAAUAUCGAACUUCAACGCGAGGAUCCAGUCGAUCGCCUAUUCAUUCUUGAGAGUGAAAUCAACGAAUUUGCGCUGACCCAUUUCGAUGAGACAGUCAAAUCUGGCGUAGGCCGGUGGAAUGGUAGGCAGAUCCGGAAUGCGUUCCUGAUCGCUGCUUCACUAGCGCACCUCGAUGGCGACGAUAACCCUGGCAUGCAGAAACAGCUCAGAAAGAUGCAUUUCGAAACUGUCGCCCAGACAACUAAGCUAUACGAUAGCUUCAGGACCGCCACCUUGAACGGGGAUGACAGUUAUCUUGCCUUGGAUCGCGGUGAGCGAUAUGACGCUUUCGAGCAACGUACCAACGUAGCGAUGCCGCUUAGCCCAUAUGGACACUCGUCGUAUGCACCGUCGCAACGUCCCGGCUACUAUACUGCACCGACCGCUCAGUAUGAACGAACAAACCCUAUGGGACCCCCAGGACACAUGCCCAAGCCUGCUACGCCAGUAGCGCAUGAGCAACCGCCAUCCGAUGUAGGAUAUAGUCGUCAGUACGAAGCUGGUUCAAGAUCAUCGAUGGGAGGAGCAGAGUGGCCGCAAGGACAGUAUAACAACCAGCAGUACGGAUAG